Molecule: messenger RNA, 1779 nt
Organism: Morus notabilis
Lineage: Eukaryota; Viridiplantae; Streptophyta; Magnoliopsida; Rosales; Moraceae
Product: mitochondrial fission protein ELM1
Exons: 11
Coding region: 119-1402 (427 amino acids)
Biological process (GO): mitochondrial fission
Cellular component (GO): mitochondrial outer membrane
Source: RefSeq, a predicted model, not a curated record
UUCCCAUUGAGAAACAAACGAAAGAAAAAGGUUUUCCCGGAAUAAUUUUUCGCUGCGCGACUUUCUUGACAGCCAAACAGGAAGGCUUUGAAUUCAGAAGAGUCUCGAAGAAGAAUCGAUGAAGCCGAUUCGGCUUCCUGAGCCGCCCAGUCCCAAAGUCGGCGCCGGCGUCGCGGACAUCUUCGAAGGUGGCGUCUAUGGCGUCGUUAGGCGCGCCGUCGUGAUCGGAAAUGGAUUUGCUGGCUCCGAGAAUCAGAGCAUCGGUUUGGUUCGCGCUUUAGGUCUCGCCGAUAAACAUGUCUUAUAUCGGGUAACAAGACCAAAAGGAGGAAUAAAUGAGUGGCUCCACUGGCUUCCGGUUUCCUUUCAUAAAAAGUUGGAUUACAUUAUAAGGCAGAUAUGUGGUUCCUCAAGACUUCUGUUAAAAUCUAGAGGGCGUAGAGUUAUGUCUCUACCUUCAGAAAAUGGUGGCACUGGAGGGUUAUCAUCUGUUUUAGAAGCUGAUUUGAAGCAAAUUGUAAACAUGGCUCGUGAGACUUCGGAAAAGGAUGGGCCACUAUUGGUGGUUGCUUCUGGCAGAGAUACCAUUUCUAUUGCAAGUUCCAUAAAACGCUUAGCAUCUGAAAACGUUUUUGUUAUCCAGAUACAACAUCCAAGGACACAAUUGAAUCGCUUUGACUUGGUCAUCACUCCUCAUCAUGAUUAUUAUCCGUUGACCCCUCAAGGACAGGAGCAGAUUCCUCGGUUUCUUCGGAAGUGGAUAACCCCGCAUGAACCUCCUGACAAGCAUGUGGUCCUCACCAUAGGAGCUUUGCAUCAAAUUGAUUCUGCUGCUCUUCGCAGUGCAGCUAGGGUGUGGCAUGAGGAGUUUGCACCUUUGCCAAAGCCGUUACUGGUGGUCAACAUUGGUAGCCCUACAGGCUGCUGCCGUUAUGGUGCCGACCUUGCAAAGAAUUUGACAUCCAGUUUGCUUAGCGUUCUUGUUAGCUGCGGCAGCAUCAGAAUAUGUUUUUCUGAUAGGACUCCUGAAAAGGUCUCAAAUAUUAUUGUGAAAGAGCUUGGAGAUAAUUCUAAGGUUUACAUUUGGCGUGGUGAAGAACCAAACCCACACAUGGGCCACCUAGCUUGGGCCGAUGCUUUUGUUGUCACAGCAGAUUCUGUCAGUAUGAUAAGUGAAGUUUGCAGCACUGGGAAACCUGUCUAUGUUAUGGGUGCUGAGUAUUGUAAAUGGAAACUCUCUGACUUCCAUAAAUCUCUGAGGGAUCGAGGAGUGAUUCGGCCAUUUACAGGCUCUGAAGAUAUAUCGGAAAGCUGGAGUUAUCCUCCCCUUAAUGACACUGCUGAAGCGGCUUCUAAGGUGCAUGAAGCACUUGCUGAACGGGGAUGGAGAUUGCGGCCAUAGAGAAGCAGUCGAUUGGCAUUUUAAGACGCUGUUCUUUCUGGCGUUGUUAAAAGGCUUCACCUUAAAAUUUAGGUUUGUUUAAAGGCACAUAUAGGAAAGAUAACUAGAGGGGUUUUUUUUUUUCCUUUGAAAUUCAAUUCGUUUUCCCUUGGGGGUAUUGAGAGAUGCUGAAUAAAGGAAAGCUGAUCUUAAAACGCGGCUUGUAAAGUAGAAGAGAAACAAGCUUGUCUUUUUGAUGUUGAAAAGCCUUUUGAAGGUUGGGUUUGUGAUUUGUGUUGCAAAAGGUAUUUUUUUUUGUAAUAUAAACGCAGUUACAUAUUUUAUUUGAUCUACAAAGAUGCAAUGACAAAAUCUAACAGUCCCAUUGAUAUGCCUAA